Messenger RNA from Drosophila erecta, 2502 nucleotides. RefSeq names its product rho GTPase-activating protein 15 (gene RhoGAP16F). NCBI's taxonomy places the organism in Eukaryota, Metazoa, Arthropoda, Insecta, Diptera, Drosophilidae. Gene Ontology annotation, biological process: signal transduction; regulation of GTPase activity. The record is from RefSeq and is a predicted model, not a curated record. Gene Ontology annotation, cellular component: cytoplasm. Bases 510 to 1991 code for a protein of 493 amino acids. The transcript is spliced from 4 exons.
GGCUUUGGCAUUUGUUUGGUUCUCUGGCUAUCUUAUCUGGAGUGUCGGAGUGGCCUGCGACUGUGGAACAAUUGGAAGUGCGAUAAGCGUCCACAGAAUUCCAACCGCUCGCCCCAGCCAGUCAGUUGAAAUCGGAGCUGCCUGUGAAUUAUCCACAAUCCAUGACCGACCGGCAAUCGCGCCUCUGAUACUGCGUCAUCCGAAUCCCGAGGAAAAUCCAUAAUCAGAAGCCCCAGAAGUGAUUUGUGGUCGGUCAACUGGUGUGCAAGGUGUUGCUGCUGUUGCACUUGCAACAUCUUUGGGCAACAUUGUGUGUUUUGACAGGAAUAGGCUCUUGAAAAGCGCAAGAGUUCAUACACAUAACGUCACUGGGCAACAGAAGAAGUCGAAGGCGAAGGGUUCUCCACUGGUCAGCUGCCUCACCCGGCGGCGAUAAGCCCAAGUGCAGCGAAUCGAGAAGAAGCCAGAGUGGAAAGGGUGUUGGAAACCCGAUAGCCGAACCCAGCAUCAUGCAGACAACGACCAGUCAGCGACCAGUAACGCCUGGCACUCCAGACUCGGCGCAUAUUGUAAUCGGCGCCGCGGGAUUUGUGGCUCACGAGAGACGCCAACCCGGAAAGACCCUGAUGAAUUGCUUUCGCGAUCGUUCCACGACAUCGUCGUCAUCGUCGCAGGCCCAACACGCCUAUAUGCGUGGUCACAGUGUCACCUCGGGCACUCUGUUUCGCCUGGAGGGCAGUGGGGGCUCCAAUUGCACCUUGGAUAAGGUGGGAAAACAGGAUUCCGGGCGGCCCGAAGCGGUCGUCCUCCUCAGAGAGCUGAAAACCAGACCCAACAAGCUGGCGCUGCUUAAGAGCAGCAGCACCAAAGAUCUGACCCGCCUGUUCCUGGACGAUUCAACCAACACAGCUGUGCUGGUGUCCAACACCAGUCUCGAUGUCUGCUCCUCGAACUCCAGCUCUGGCGGCAGUCCGGCGGUGGGCAGGUCCAAGUCAGGCAGAGAUCGCCGCAGUCAACUCGAGUGCUGCAGCAGCUGCACAAAGCGCUGGCACGAUCUCAAGCAGCGUAUGCACACUCUGGAGCAGGAUCUGCUCGUCCAGACCACGUACAGCCAGGAGCUGGAACAGAAGGUGGGCGAAAUGAGUCGCCAAUUGUCGGAACUGCUUCAGGAACGCGACAGGGAGAAGGACAAGGAUAAAACACGCUUCGCAGGACCGGGCGGUGUUGCAGCUCAUGGCAAGCGGACUGCUCAUGGCAGUCCCAAUGUCCGACCCUCGCGCCUGGUGGCUUGGAUGAGCCUGUCCAACUGGUUCAAGAGCCGGCCCAGCGUGGAAACGCUGCGGGAACAGCGCAUCUUCUUCGACGAGCCCUGCUUCGAUACGGACCUGGAGAUGGUUCUUAAGCACGACCAGCACCGCACUGUGCCGCGGAUCGUUGUGGAUUGCUGUGAUCUUAUCGAGCAAAAGUAUCGCAGAUCCGCGCAGCCCAUUGAGGGGAUUUAUCGGCAGUGUGGCGAUUACAAUAAAAUCCAAACGCUGCGCUUCAGCAUCGACGCCAAUGACUAUGAUUCACUGCGUCAGCCGGACGUGGAUAUACACACGUUGACCGGUGUGCUGAAGCUUUUCCUGCGCGAAAUCAAGAGUCCGCUGGUCAGUGUCAACGAGGCCAAGACCUUCAUUGGACAGCCCAAUCAGUGGUUGUUAACCGAUCUUUCUGUGAAGUUGGAUUCCCUGAAAAGACUGAUUCGCUCGCUGCCGGAGAGUAACCGGGACACCAUGGAUUACAUCUUCGGACACUUCAAUAGAAUAACCAAGGUGCCGUUGCAGCAGAUCAGCGCGGAGACACUGUCCAUAUCGGUGACGCCCUCGAUUUUCCACACGGUGCCGCAGGGCAUCCACGUGCAGGACAUCCAGCAGCUUCUGCGCGAGGGCGAAACUCUGGCCGACUGCGUCAAGGUGAUGAUCGAGUACCAGGGGCGCAUAUUCGAGUAAGUGAGCCCCGCUGAGGAGCAGCCCCAGUCUCCCAGGUGAAGGUCCAUUUGGUGUCCGGGCGCCCGCUACUGUUACCUACAAACCCGAAUCCCAGCCGCUUAUGCCUCAUCCAAACCGCUCACCUACUGUGCCGUUGUUUCGAACGCUUUGCUAACCACUCGAAAUCCUGAACCUGAACCCGAACCCACUGUACCUGCCACACCAAUCCCCAUUCCCAACGAUUCCGAUCCCAAUCCCGACCACGUCGUCUACAGAUGCACCGCCGAUCGCCGCCGCCUGAGCAUGCGCAACCUGAAGAAGACUCUGUCGCAGCCGGACCUGCUCUUCCACAAUCUAUUCUGAUCCGGGCCAAUGACAUCGAUCCUUCAUGCCAGAGAGAGCACUGUACAUAUGGAAUGACUUUAGCCCCCACUACCAAUUGGGUCCUACCAUUAUUUUUUUUAUUUUUACUUCAUCAACUUUUGUACUUAUGUUUAAUAAACUAAAAGGGUUUUCACCUUUACACAGCGUA